GUUAACAGAACCUUCUGGAUAUCUAACAGAUGGACCAAUAAAUUAUAAAUAUAAAACUAAAUGUACAUGGUUAAUUGAAGGAUACCCGAAUGCAAUACUAAGAUUAAGAUUUAAUCACUUUGCCACAGAAUGUAGUUGGGACCAUAUGUAUGUAUAUGAUGGAGAUUCAAUAUAUGCACCUUUAAUAGCUGUAUUUAGUGGUCUAAUAGUCCCUGAAGUGCGUGGAAAUGAAACUGUUCCUGAAGUAGUUACUACAUCUGGCUAUGCAUUGCUACAUUUUUUUAGUGAUGCUGCUUAUAAUCUAACUGGAUUUAACAUAUUUUACUCCAUUAAUUCUUGUCCUAAUAACUGCUCAGAACAUGGAAAGUGUACAACCAGUGUGUCUGUACCAAGCCGGGUGUACUGUGAGUGUGACAAGUACUGGAAAGGAGAAGCCUGUGAUAUUCCCUAUUGUAAAGCCAACUGUGGCAGCCCAGAUCAUGGGUACUGUGAUUUGACGGGUGAGAAGCUGUGUGUUUGCAAUGAUAGCUGGCAAGGUCCAGAUUGUUCUUUGAAUGUCCCUUCCACGGAGUCUUACUGGAUUCUACCAAAUGUAAAGCCCUUCAGCCCUUCUGUUGGCCGGGCUUCACAUAAAGCAGUCCUACAUGGGAAAUUUAUGUGGGUGAUUGGUGGAUAUUCUUUUAACUACAGUUCAUUCCAGAUGGUGUUGAACUACAAUUUGGAAAGCAGCAUAUGGAACGUAGUACCUGUAUCCAAAGGGCCGCUCCAGAGAUAUGGACACACUCUUGCUUUAUAUCAGGAAGACAUCUACAUGUAUGGAGGCAAAAUUGAAACAAAUAAUGGAAACGUUACUGAUGAGUUGUGGAUUUUCAACAUACACAGUCAAACAUGGAGUACCAGAACUCCUGCAGUCCUUGUACAUGGCCAGCAAUAUGCUGUGGAAGGUCAUUCAGCACACAUAGUAGAGCUGGACAGCAGAGAUGUGGUUAUGAUUAUAAUUUUUGGAUAUUCUGCCAUAUAUGGUUACACAAGCAUCGUACAAGAAUACUACAUCA
Messenger RNA from Pterocles gutturalis (yellow-throated sandgrouse), 1055 nucleotides. Its product is annotated as attractin-like protein 1. Lineage: Eukaryota; Metazoa; Chordata; Aves; Pterocliformes; Pteroclidae. The annotation marks the transcript as partial. Gene Ontology annotation, cellular component: Golgi apparatus. Gene Ontology annotation, molecular function: protein binding. The transcript has 7 exons. The record is from RefSeq and is a predicted model, not a curated record.